GAGGUAGAGAUCCUCGCUCUGCCGUCGGAUCUAGGUGAGGACGUGUUCAAGCGCUCCAAGUGCCUGGAGCUAGCCUUUGGAGAGAUGCAGAUCAGGGUGGGACUUGCGUACGACCUCAUCGCCACCCUCAAGCAGUUGAUAGGUCGUAAGUCAGCGACAGUCAUGUCCAAGAGGAAGCAUGCGCGGGGUCAGAAGGACAACAUUCACGCUAACAGCCAGAUCACCAGCGUCCAUCUUCAGAUCAGACGUCUGGCAGCGCAGUACAACGACAACUUCACUCGCAUGAACACCCUC
Molecule: messenger RNA, 294 nt
Organism: Dichomitus squalens LYAD-421 SS1
Lineage: Eukaryota; Fungi; Basidiomycota; Agaricomycetes; Polyporales; Polyporaceae
Exons: 1
Source: RefSeq, a predicted model, not a curated record